AUGCGGUUGUCUUCAUCAUCAAUAUCAAACACAGAAGAAAAAUUAGUAUGGUUCUCACAAUGGUUGUUGAAUGUUGGUGAUGGAAAAAUAGGUGUUUCAGAUGAUGGUUCUGCUAAAAUUGAAAUCCCAUUUGAACUAUUGAUACAACAUGGUAAUGAUCCUAUACAUGCCAUUGUUGAGUCUACUUAUCCAAGAAUCAUGGAUAACUUAGAUUCAAAGGAAUAUUUCAAUGACAGAGCGAUUUUAGCCCCAACGAUUGAGAUCGUUAAUAUUAUUAAUGAUCAUAUGUGCAAGUCUCUGCCUGGGGAGUCAUAUGAGUAUCUUAGUUAUGAUUCUGUGUGUAAGACAAAUGAUAACAGCGACAGCUUUGACAAUUUAUGCACGACAGAAUUUCUUAACACUAUAAGUAGCUCAGGCAUGCCUCCUCACAAGUUAAUAUUAAAAGUUGGUGCUCCAAUAAUGUUGCUUCGUAAUAUUGAUCAAGCUUUAGGAUUAUGCAAUGGAACACGUCUUCGUAUAUCUAAGCUAUGUAGAUCAGUUAUAGAGGCUAUUACUUUAAAUGGGUGCAUGCCUAAUCAGAAGGUCCUAAUUCACAGGAUGGAUAUGAAUCCUUUAGAAAAUAGAUGGCCAUUCCGCAUGCAACGAAGGCAAUUCCCCAUAACCCUAUCUUUUGCUAUGACAAUCAAUAAAAGUCAAGGGCAAUCACUGCGACAUGUAGGGUUAUACCUAAGGAAGCCUGUUUUCACACAUGGUCAAUUGUAUGUUGCAUUAUCCAGGGUGAGAAGUAUGGAUGGGUUGAAGAUUUUGGUUAGUGAUGAAGUUGAAGGUCAAGUGAAAACAACUACAAAUGUGGUUUACAAAGAAGUGUUUAGGAAUGUGUAG
Molecule: messenger RNA, 882 nt
Organism: Neltuma alba
Lineage: Eukaryota; Viridiplantae; Streptophyta; Magnoliopsida; Fabales; Fabaceae
Product: ATP-dependent DNA helicase PIF1-like
Exons: 1
Coding region: 1-882 (293 amino acids)
Biological process (GO): DNA replication
Cellular component (GO): replication fork
Source: RefSeq, a predicted model, not a curated record